GUAAUAGUAAGCUUUCCACUCCUGUGCUCGUACCAUCACCAUGAUGCCCUCAAUACCCUGGUCGGCAGUGCGGAGGACAGAACCAGGUGUCAGAUUUCAGGAAGAAGUGUAGGUCAUCGGUCCACCUUUACGGUCCAUGAUACAGAGGCGGGAGGCGGAAUAUGAAUUGGACUCGGACGACAUUGAUGAUGCUUCGCUAGCUGAUAUUUAGCGCGAACCAAGGCGCUCUCAUGGGGCUACGGGACGAGAACGCACCUUGAUGACCUCGCUGAAAAACAAUGGUCAGGUGGAGGUCUACUGAACUCGGUUGCUAAUAUGGCAAAUUCAAUCCUCGGAGCUGGAAUUAUUGGUUUGCCGUACGCAGUCAGUCAAGCAGGCUUCUUUCUUGGCAUCGUCCUUCUGGUCGUUAUUUGCGCCGCCACCGAUUGGACUAUCCGAUUGGUUGUAAUCAACGCCAAGCUCAGCGGCAGAACAUCUUACAUCGAAGUCAUGAACAGUUGUUUCGGCCCCAGUGGCCGCGCAGCCGUUUCAUUUUUCCAGUUCUCAUUUGCUUUUGGUGGGAUGUGCGCAUUUGGUAUUAUUAUUGGAGAUACGAUACCCCAUGUCAUUCGUUCAAUAUUCCCCACUUUGCACACGAUACCUGUUCUCUCAAUGCAGGUCCAGGACAAAAUUUAACUCAACCGUUUCAGGUGAUCGAACAGUACUUCUUCUCUCACGAAAGCUAUAAUGUUCAGCAACACGUAUUCUUCACCUCCACCAUUCUCUUCGCAUCGAUGCUUCUCUCGUUGAUCACCUGCGAUCUG
Suillus bovinus is the source of this 803-nucleotide messenger RNA. Its product is annotated as transmembrane amino acid transporter protein-domain-containing protein. The record is from RefSeq and is a predicted model, not a curated record. Gene Ontology annotation, biological process: amino acid transmembrane transport. Gene Ontology annotation, cellular component: endoplasmic reticulum. The transcript is spliced from 7 exons. Gene Ontology annotation, molecular function: amino acid transmembrane transporter activity. The coding region runs from base 316 to 675 and encodes 119 amino acids. NCBI's taxonomy places the organism in Eukaryota, Fungi, Basidiomycota, Agaricomycetes, Boletales, Suillaceae.